AUGCUGCAUGAAGCCACAGCCGACAUAAAAACCCACGUGGCCACCGAAAUCAAUAAGCAACUGUCGGGCCUCAAAGCUGACAUGGCUGCACUGUCCUCCAGAGCAAACCAGUCAGAGACCCAACUCUCCACACUCACGGCGACUACCACAGCCCAUACCCAGGACAUUUACCUACACGGCUGUAUGUCCGUCCUUGUAGACGGCCUUGAAGAUCUCAAUAACAGAUCGAGGAUAAACAUCAUCCGCAUAUUUGCACCUACCCGAAUCCAUCUCGCCUGA
Molecule: messenger RNA, 279 nt
Organism: Pelobates cultripes (western spadefoot toad)
Lineage: Eukaryota; Metazoa; Chordata; Amphibia; Anura; Pelobatidae
Source: the annotation of a GenBank genome assembly